Molecule: messenger RNA, 1835 nt
Organism: Alexandromys fortis (reed vole)
Lineage: Eukaryota; Metazoa; Chordata; Mammalia; Rodentia; Cricetidae
Gene: Znf688
Product: zinc finger protein 688
Exons: 3
Coding region: 856-1662 (268 amino acids)
Biological process (GO): regulation of DNA-templated transcription
Source: RefSeq, a predicted model, not a curated record
UAAACGUAUUUACUUUUCCAUAAACACCAACACUCUUACCACUUAAAAACACGUUACAGCCAGAGUGGUGGCGCACACCUUUAAUCAAUCCCAGACACAGAGGCAGAGGCAAGCAGAUCUCUGUGAGUUCAGGUUCAGUCUGACCUGCAUAGCGAGUUCUUCUGUGGACACGAAACUGGUUUCUAAGAUGCGGUGCCCAGGCUCGGCCAGCCUCCAGAGGCUGACCAGGACGCUCGUGGAGACACGGGGAAGAGUCAACCUCUGGCCCCGGGAAUGUCCAGGUCUACAGAUCGUUUGAGACAUCCCGCCUUUCCGGAGCCAAUUGCAGUACAGCUGCUCCUGGCGGUGACAACCAAUCAUCUGCCGCUGCGAUGGCUCACAGAGAAGGCGUUGAGGCAGCAGGUGGCAGGUAUUUUUUUGAACCCCCCCCCCCCACACACACACACACAGAAACGAGCAUCAACCCUCCUGACGCGGCCAUUGUGUUUAAGGGCAAAAGGGCCGCUGCAUUUGCAAAUGGGCAGAGGAAGUUCGAAAGCCGCCAUAUUUGCCCAGCGGCACAAAUGGCGCCCGAGUGCCGUCAAUGGCAACUGAAGCCAGGCCGUCGCCAUGUUUUCUGAAGGCAUCGGCUUCCUUCACCCGAGUCGUGUCUCUGUCCGAGUGGCUGUGGAGUGAACUAUGCAGCCUCACUAGUCUCCACCGGAGCCCUGCAGUCCUCACACCGCCCACUUUGUCCUGCUCCCGGCGGGGCCGAUCGUGACUAAGGGGCGUGGCCGAGGGCGUGGUUUCUCGGGGAAGCCGAGGCCGGAAGCCGGAGGCUGGGGCGGCCAAGCCGCUGCCCCGGCAGGAACUCCGAUGGCGCCACCCCCUGCCCCGCUGCUGGUGCCGAUGCCCGGGGAGAUCUGGCCUGGUUUCAGGAAGCCUGAGCUCGUGAGCUUCGCGGACGUGGCCGUGUACUUCUCCCCGCAGGAGUGGGGGUGUUUGCGGCCCGCGCAGAGAGCCCUGUACCGGGAGGUGAUGCGCGAGACCUACGGCCUCCUGGGCGCGCUCGGGUUCCCGGGCCCCAAACCAGCCCUCAUCUCUUGGAUGGAGCAGGAGAGUGAGGCUUGGAGCCCCGCCGCCCAGGAUCCUGAGGAGGGGAAAAGCCUGGGAGGAACUCCGAGAGGAGAUACUUCAAAUGAGAAGGAGCAGGGCCCCAAGGAAGGAACCGAGAGACUGGCAGAGACUCCUCCUGCUCAGUUGCAAUCUAAAGAGGUGGCUGAACAAAAGACUUAUUCUAUGGCUACCAAGUCCUCUGCAGGGGUACAGCUGCCACCCAAAGCUGCCCCAGGCCAGGCCCAGGUACCCAGCACAGAUGCCCAGGCCAGCCAGCGACGCCAUGUGUGCAUGGACUGCGGGCGCCGCUUUAACUACCCUUCUUUGCUGAUCAACCACCGGCGCAUGCACACGGGUGAGCGACCCUUCCCCUGCCCAGAGUGCGGCAUGCGCUUCAAGAGGAAGUUUGCCAUGGAAGCACACCAAUGGAUCCACCGUUCCUGUUCCGGGGGUCGCCGUGGCCGGAGGCCUGGGAUCCGGUCUGUGCCUGGAGCCCCAGUCCGAGAUGACCGGGAUCCGCCAGUGCUCUUUCGGCACUAUCCAGACAUCUUUGAGGAGUGUGGGUGAGCUGAAAAGCUGCCUGCAUCGGGAGCAGAGGAUGAACUCGGCACUAAGAACCGAGGGAGUCAAGACUUGGGAAAUGAAAUACAGAACUUUGACUUUUCUCAAGAAUCCCUUGUAAGAUUGUGAAAAGUGCCUGUAAAGACUCCUAUAGAUUAAACCUCACACCUGCUGCCCUC